Messenger RNA from Bactrocera oleae (olive fruit fly), 3175 nucleotides. Its product is annotated as kelch-like protein 5. The record is from RefSeq and is a predicted model, not a curated record. Gene Ontology annotation, molecular function: protein binding. Lineage: Eukaryota; Metazoa; Arthropoda; Insecta; Diptera; Tephritidae.
ACCGAAAACUUUAAGGACAUGAUGGCAACAUCACUCAACAGCAUCCGAUCACUCAUACGAAAGAACGAGUUAAAAAUUAACGAAUUAUCAAUUAGUACUAAAUCAGUUGUUGGCUCGUAUGGGUUCGGUGAAUUGUACAUACGAAUUUAUACCAUUUUAAAUAUAUCAAAUGUGUGAAAAUUGUGUAAAAAGUGUGUUAAUCGAAAGAUCAUUGUAUUAAUUGUGUAUUGGUUGCGAAAAAGCAUGCGCCGUGUUAUGAAAAUGUUCACAAGCAAUUGCUUUAAAGGCAAAAGUAGAAGCGUGUAAAGGAAGUGCGCAGCUUAGGCUUUCGUUGUUCAUUGUUUAAAAUGGAAAAAUCGUCACCACAGUGGUGGAAAGAAAAUUAGAAUCAGAAAUAUAGUGGUGACUUUGAAAGAAAAAAGUUUUAUGUGAAUAGUGCUAAAUGUAAGUAAAAAAUAGAAAAGUAAAAAAAAAUUUAUAAAAUUUAGUGUAAAAAUUGUUUAGUGUAGUAAAAAAAUAGAUUUUAUUAAAAAAGUGAUGAAAGUAUCGUUUUCAAUGAAACAAGGUCUUCCAAAAAAAAUAGUGCAAAACAGCUAACUCUCAGUGUUAUUAUUUUUUAUGGCUUGUAAAAAUUAAUAAAAAGUGUUAAUUAAAUUUUUUGUGAAAAAACGUGUUAAGUCUUGUAUUAUAAAAAUUAAUAAAAAAUAUAUAAAAUGUUGUGUAAAGAGUGCAAAGUGUAUUGUAAAAAAUAUAAACAUAUAUAUAAUUCGGUGUAAAGAGUGCAAAGUGUAGUAUUUAGUUUGUGUGACGAUAGUGUUAAAGCACUAGCAGCAGCCCUUCAUAUUGCUAAUUACGCAUAGAUGUCGCCUCUCAUUUGCGCUGACUCAAUCCCUUGGAUCUUUUUUAAAUGAUCACACCUGCAUUAACGCAAGGAAUUUCCGAGGAAAAAUAUUGAAUCAAAAUGUGCAAACAUGAGGGACUUGCGCGUAAUUUUACACCAAAAGCAUAAUAACAAUACUGGCAAUUUGGGGAAAUUAUGCAAAUAGGCAUGUUGCAACAACAACAACAACAAUACAAACUUACAUAAAGCAACAACAAGUGCGCGUAAAUGACAAAAUAACAAGAGAAACGUGUAAUCUGCAACGCCAAUGAAAUUUAAGAGAGACCAAAUCGCUGUCUUCUUCAACACACACGCACACUUAUAAACACUCAACUACAUAUUUACAAAAGUGCCAGCCCAUCGUGUAGUAUUGUCAGCUUCGAGCGCCUACUUUGCCGCCAUGUUCACCGGUUCAUUGCGUGAGACCAAAGAGCAGGAAGUCACGCUUGGCGAGGUGCAUGGCGAUGCAUUACAAAUACUAAUACAAUACUGUUAUACGGGUUAUAUGGAGCUGCGCGAAGAUACUGUAGAAACACUCCUAGCCACUGCCUGUCUGUUACAAUUAAACUCUGUAGUCACUGCCUGCUGCAACUUUCUGGCGCGCCAAUUACAUCCAUCAAACUGCCUGGGCUUUGCCUUCUUUGCGGAACGACAAAGCUGCACAACGCUACUACGUCUGGCCAAAUCCUACACAUGUCAACAUUUCAUGCAGGUUUGCAAAAAUCAAGAAUUCCUGCAACUCGAUUCCGAGCAGCUGGGUAAGCUAAUUUCUAGCGAUGAUCUCAAUGUGCCCACCGAGGAAGACGUAGUGCACAGUCUCAAGAUGUGGGUGCAACACGAUCCCGCCAGCCGCGAGAAACACAUUCCCGAGUUGCUGGCGUUAGUGCGUUUACCGCUGCUGAAACCCUCAUUCAUAAUGGAUCACGUUGAAACGCUGUGCAGUUCCAAUGAAUGUCAACAGCUUGUGAUGGAAGCGCUUAAAUGGCAUUUACUGCCCGAACGACGCAAUUUGUUAGCUUUAAUAGCUUCGGAGCGCACAAAGCCGCGUAAGUCGACGGUGGGCCGUUUGUUGGCUGUGGGCGGCAUGGAUGCGCACAAGGGCGCUAUAAGUAUUGAAAGCUACUGUCCUUAUGGAGACAAGUGGUCCGUGUGGAAAAAUAUGUCCGCACGUCGUUUACAAUUCGGUGUUGCUGUGAUGGAUGAUAAGUUAGUUAUAGUGGGCGGUCGCGAUGGCUUAAAAACGCUCAAUACAGUAGAGAGUUUAGACUUGAAUACGAUGGUAUGGACAGCGCUUAAUCCGAUGGGCACGCAUCGUCAUGGCUUGGGUGUGGCGGUAUUGGAGGGUCCACUCUAUGCAGUUGGUGGUCAUGAUGGCUGGAGCUAUUUGUCCACUGUUGAACGUUGGGACCCAAGCACACGUACCUGGAGUUACGUGGCUUCGAUGUCCUCGAUGCGUUCGACCGCUGGCGUGGCAGUGCUUGGUGGCCGUUUGUAUGUAGUAGGCGGUCGAGAUGGUUCGGUGUGUCAUCGUUCUAUCGAAUGUUAUGAUCCACACACCAAUAAAUGGACCAUGCGCGCGCCAAUGAAUAAACGACGCGGUGGUGUUGGCGUUGCUGUUGCAAAUGGAUUCCUAUACGCGCUGGGUGGCCACGAUUGUCCGGCCAGCAAUCCCUCUGUUUGUCGCACCGAUACCGUUGAGCGUUACGACCCCGCAACAGAUUCUUGGACUUUGAUCUGUUCGCUGAACGUCGGACGCGAUGCUAUUGGCUGCGCUUUGCUGGGCGAUCGCCUUAUGGCAAUUGGCGGUUAUGAUGGCAAUCAUUAUUUAAAAACCGUUGAAGUAUACAAUGCGGAGACAAACGAGUGGACUCAAGCUGCACCGCUGACAUACAGUCGCGCUGGCGCAUGCGUUGUGGCAAUACCGAAUAUUAUACCACCAACACCACCAUUACCCAGCGCAACAAAGAAAUGGAAACCGGUCAGAUUGAAUCCGAUGUGUUACAGACGCACCGUUGAAUUUGUCGAUUAUUACAACCUUUAAGCAACUACAUACAUACAUAAAUACAACAAAACAUUUUUUUAUCAUAUUUUUUUUUACCAAACGAGUAUUUAGAUUUAAGAAGCAAAAAAUCAAAUUUUACUAUUGUAAUGGAUUCUUACUUUGCAUACGCAUAUACAUACAUACAUUAUAUAUAAAUAGGGAUUAUGUGUGCUCGAAACUAUUUUUUGAAUUUACGAAUAUGAGUAUUUAUUUCUAUAAUAAAACAUACAUAUUUUGCAUGUAUAAAACAACAA